Messenger RNA from Tyto alba (common barn owl), 7912 nucleotides. It is a transcript of the gene LIMD1, whose product is annotated as LIM domain containing 1. Gene Ontology annotation, biological process: regulation of DNA-templated transcription; negative regulation of hippo signaling; response to hypoxia. NCBI's taxonomy places the organism in Eukaryota, Metazoa, Chordata, Aves, Strigiformes, Tytonidae. Gene Ontology annotation, molecular function: transcription corepressor activity. The transcript has 8 exons. Gene Ontology annotation, cellular component: nucleus; adherens junction; transcription regulator complex. The coding region runs from base 85 to 1881 and encodes 598 amino acids. The record is from RefSeq and is a predicted model, not a curated record.
GGCCGGCAGCGCCCUGAGCCCGGCGGGAAGGAGGAGGAGGAGGAGGGGGAGGAAGGCGGGGGUCACCCCGCUAAACCGGGCGGGAUGGAUAAGUACGACGAUCUAGGUCUGGAAGCCAGCAAGUUCAUCGAAGACCUCAACAUGUACGAGGCCUCCAAGGACGGGCUCUUUCGGGUGGACAAAGCUGUCGGCAACAACCCCGAGUUCGAGGAGACCCGGCGGGUCUUCGCCACCAAAAUGGCCAAGAUCCACCUCCAGCAGCAGCAGCAGCAACAGCAGGAGGAGAUGCUGAUGGCCGCCCUGAACGGAGGGGCUGCCUUCAACGCCCCCCGGCCCAGCCCGCCGGUGGCACGGGGUGCCAAACCGCCCCCGGCCUCUGCUGCUGAGGGGCCGCGCGCGAGGCCGUACGAGGGAGGGGAGCGAGGCUUUGGCGAGAGCGGGGCACGUGCCCAGGCCCCGGGGAGCCAGGCUGGGCGCCGGAGCUGGGAAGCGGAACCCGACAGGAUUCCCAGAGCGGGGAGCUCACGGCCCGGCGCGGGGCACGGGGAGCAGCAAUCCGGGAGCCCCGGUGACCCCCAGCCCUGCCGUGGCCGGCAGGAGAACGGCAGCGAGGGCAGGCGGGGUGGUGGGGGCCAUGACCUGACACCAGCAGGGCAGAGGUCCUCCUCCUUCUCGCAUGCCCGGACCCCCCCAGCACCCUCAGCAGGGACAGAGGAGGGGGCACCCGGGGCCCUGCCGCAGCAGAGGUCCUCCUCCUUCUCGGCCCCCUCGCUGCAGCCCGCUCGGGGGUCUUCGGGUCCUGCUGAGCCCUGCGGACCCAGGGCCGGAGGAGACAGCAACCAGCUGUGGUACCAGGGGGUCCUGCUGUCCUUCCCCCCCAGCUCCGCUCCUGCCGCCCCGAGCGUGGACGGCCAGCAUGCCGCUGCCUACCCCAGCCCAGCCGGCCACUUCGUGGCCCACGGUCAAAACCACCGGCCCAACGGCAGCAGCGCGAACCCCGAGCCGGGCUCCUCACGCCUGGCCUUGUGCGGGCUGACGGCUCCGGAUGCUCCCCAGCAGCUUUUCCCAGAGGGCGUGAGCGGCCCGCGGUCGGAUGCUGGCCACCCGGAGGGCUCCAGCACGGCGAAGGUGAAGCUGCCCUGCCAGACCCUCCUUCCACAGCCUGAGCAAGGGCCGUCGGCGGCCGAGCUGAAGCUGGAGGCACUGACCCAGCGCCUGGAGCAGGAGAUGGAUGCUCGACCGAAGGCCGAUUACUUUGGGACCUGCGUGAAGUGCAGCAAGGGGGUAUAUGGAGCAAACCAGGCUUGCCAGGCCAUGGGCAACCUCUACCAUGACGGCUGCUUCACCUGCGGAGCCUGCAGUCGAAAGCUGAGAGGAAAAGCCUUUUAUUUUGUCAAUGGCAAGGUGUUCUGUGAAGAAGAUUUCCUGUAUUCUGGCUUCCAGCAGUCAGCUGACAGGUGUUUCAUUUGUGGUCAUUUGAUAAUGGACAUGAUCCUGCAGGCUCUGGGGAAAUCUUAUCAUCCAGGCUGCUUCCGAUGCGUGGUCUGCAAUGAGUGUCUGGAUGGUGUGCCAUUCACCGUAGACUCUGAAAACAAAAUCUACUGUGUCAGAGAUUACCACAAAGUUUUAGCUCCAAAGUGUGCAGCAUGUGGACUCCCCAUUCUGCCCUCCGAGGGGUCUGAUGAGACCAUUCGGGUUGUGUCCAUGGACAAGGAUUACCAUGUGGAAUGUUAUCACUGCGAGGACUGUGGGAUGGAACUCAAUGACGAAGACGGGCACCGCUGUUACCCACUAGAUGAACAUUUGCUUUGUCACUCCUGUCAUCUGAAGCAUAUAGAGAACGGCACAACCCCAGCAGCUGUGUACCAGCACCACUACUAGCCAGCGUGGCCGACAUCGGAAAGCUGGGACAGAAGACUUGUUACGUGAUCUCCCUCUCCCCACACUCAGUUGAUUUCCUGUGCAUGUUUUUCGCCAGUCGGCAGUGUUCCUGAAAAAGGAUAUGAGAGAUUUUUGCCGGAUUCCCAGAGUUUGUAUGCUUGUGAGUUCCAGCUGAUUCAAACCAUGUCUACUUGACCAAGAAUGUGGCCUGUUAUCUAAACUGAUCGGUUUGCUUUUAUGUGCCUUUUUCUGCUGUCUGGAGAUUCCUCUUGACUCAUUUGGGAAGAUUCUUCAGUGAAAGCACAAUUUGCUGUCAUGCCUAUGAACUCAGAUCGUGCCAUGCACAAUUAAAAAGCCAGAGGCUGGCUUGCCUGCCUGCCGGGCACAUCCUGUCAGUCUGCUAAGUGUUUCCUGACAAGCACAUUUCAUCAGAUUCCCUGAAGGACAUCAACCUAUUAAUACCAGUUUUUAGACACUCUCUCUCUUUUUAUUAAUUCUCUAGGAAAAAGAAAGAAAAGAAAGGGGUCUGUGCAAAAUGGCACAGUCAGACCUUUCUGUUAAUUUCCCAAACUCUGGUAUAAAGUCUGACUGUAAAAGCACCAACUCAACUGAUGAGCACAAACCAGGCGUGCUGGCUGGCUGCUGGAGGCCGACAUCAUUUCAAACAGAACAAAAAACUGGAACAAGCUAGGCUAAGUUACUGUGAUGACUUGGGGCCUGGGCUUGCGUGACAGCAUGAUAUGCAGAGGCCAGUAUGCUGUGUCAGAGUCUGAAUAACAUGUCAUAUUUGGAAAGGAAAGGUUGGGAUGCUGAAAGUAUGGACAUGGGGGAAAUCCAUCCUCAUUCUGGCUUGCGGAGCUCGCUGUGGAAAAAAGCUCUCCGUACACAGACACUUGCCUGAGUUUUUCAGUUUGUCCCCACAGCUCAGCCCCCAGCCUGGCUGCUCCUUUCUGUGGUGUUUACCCAGCACAAAGCCAUUUCAUAACGGUGCUUAUUUAGAGCUCUGGGAACAAACUCGAGAUCGUUACGAAGGCUUUGUUACACAGGGAUUUAGAGCCCAGCUCCACAACCUGUACUCAGAUGAGUAUGUUCAUAUAAACAGAUUUGCUCCCAUGGAUAAUAACAGCUUAUCUGAGCAAGGGGUUAGGGAGUUUGGCCCUUACUUUCUGUACUGCUGAGAAAGCAGAAAGGCAAAUUGUUUAUGUUUUUGAUCCCUCCCUGCUUUUAUAUAGUCAAAGAAAUCUGCUCCCCCAUCAUGUGUUACAUAUGUGAUAGUGUGUGCCUGCAGUACAUGUUCUGUAGGUACCAAAGUUGUGUACCCCUCACAUACAGGUACAAAGUUUUUGUUUAAGAAAAAGCUCUUUAAUUUAAAGCCUCAGAUGCAGUUGGGAGUCUUAGCUACCCUUUCCAACAUACUGUGUGGAAAACUAGUUAAAUCCUCUUGUAUCUAUGCUAAAAAUGUAAGUUUAGUUCUGAUUGGUAGAGUAUGGGAUAACAUUCUUGAAGAUCAUUUUAGUGAGGAAACUACAAUAAAUUAGCUGAGCAACUGCACUGGGACUCCCGAAAUGAGCCCAUGCUGAGAACCCACUAUGGUUCAACCAAACCUCUUUUCCAGUAGUAUGGAUGUAUCUAGAUGGGUGCUUGAACUUCACACCACGUAGUCAGACUGCCUCGUGUACCCACCCGGAGCAGCACAAGUUCUGUGGAGCAGCAAGCUGCCUCUCUGUGCCCGUGCUAAUAAAGACCACAGGCCUCCGUUUUGAGCGGUGCAAGUUGCUGAGCUGAGUAUUAAACAGAGGCACAAACGUCUGCUGUAAAACAAAUGGAGACCAGGGGCCUGUUAGCAUCCUCCUACACGUCUGUAUCAGCUUGCCUCGUUGGAAAUGGGAACGUCCGAAACUGCCUAAGCCUCAGGAGCUCAGUGGUUUUGGCAUGGAGAUUCCUCGGGCCGACAGACCAUCCAGCCUUACGCCCCAUCCAGCUGUAAGCGCCUCUGCCUGUUGCUGCUGCUCUUCGGGAUGGGGAUGGCAGCACAUGGCUGGAGGUCAGUCCUGUGCUGGAAACCAUCCAGAGCUCCAGAUUCAGGGUAGCUUGGCUCUGCGGCGCCAUUUCUUGUGGGGAUGUGCAGCCCCACAGUGAGUGACCAAAAGCUCAAGGUGAGGGUCUUUCCCACUGCAGUAUACAUGGCUCUGGGACAUACGUAUCUUUGAAGAGUUUUACCUGUGAUACUAGAGGAGGUAAAAUUGACCCCAGAUAUGCGAGCUGCCUAGAGCCUUAAAGUUAGCCUCCAACUGCUGGAUAGUGAAGGGAUGGGAGCUAACACAAAAUAUAACUGGUGCUGUAUCCCGGCAGUAUGGAUUGGGGCAAUAAAACAGCCAGGGCUGGUCCUGCAGUGCUCUCACCCCAGUGCAUCACAUCGGGUUGGGUCCUGCAACGCAGCUAGGUCUGCAUGGGGGGGUGGUUUCAAGGUGUGACUGAUCGUAGGACUGUCUGAAGGGACUGAGGUGGGAAAUAACACCAGGUGAUAUCCCUGGUAAAUAAUUCACAUAGUCCUGGGCAGGUAGUUCCCCUCCCUGACCUUUCUUUGGCAGCAAAGGCAGCGAGAUAUCAAAGUAGCUUCUGGAAGUGAGCUGGAAGCGCCAGCCUUGGUCAUCUGUUGCUCUGUCUGAGAGACCAGCUACUACGUGGCUCAUGCCUUUGCUAGCUCUUGAUUUUUAGAGCAAGCCCUUAUGCACAUUUUCUGGCCUUUGUUUUGGAAAGAUCUGAAAACACAAGUGGGACUGAUAUUUUCUUUUAAGCUGCAGUUUAAACUACAGUCUCACUCUUGCAGCCUUCCUCACAAUCCCCAGAAGCAGCCCAAAAGCAGAGGAGGGGGAAAAGGACAGUUUUCCUUUGUGGAAAGCCUCAAGCAGCCUGUUUGUGGUGAGCUGUUCCACAGGAGCACCCUUUGCAUCACUGGAAAGUUUGGCCUCUGCUCCCACACAGUGUCUUGUUACUCCUGUCAGCCAUCCCGUAUCUCUCCGUGGUGGGGAAAUGAAGGCUGCCCUACUUUCAGUUUUGAGGUCCUAUAUAAAUCAUUAAGUGCCAAUACUCUCCCAUAUUUAUGAGGAGCUAGAAGCAACAAUGUGAAGCUACUGAAAAUGGAGCGUGUGAGCUCGUGGGUUUGAAGCUAAAGCAUCUACUGCAUUGCCCUGCUCCCCUCUGUGUGCUAACUUGCACCGCUUUUAUCUUUGGGAGUCUGAAUUCAUCUAGGCUCAUUAUUAUUUCUCUGAGGCUGUGGGUGUCUUGAGUCCCUGUUGAUUGUCCCCAGCUUGUCCCUGGCUCUGCAGCUGCCUGACAGUGGGUCCGGGGUGGGGGAGGCAGGGGCAUCCUGCCCAGGGGGGGCUUCUCCUCCUCCUGACCCCCCUCACUGCCUUCAGGCAGCUCCCCAAAGGGAGAAAGGGCAAGCAGGUAGCUGUGGAGCUGCAGGUGCGAGGCUGUGCAUCCUCUUCAGAAAAAUUGCAGAAAUCAUCUUAAAUUCUGCCUGUCUCCUAGCUGAUAGGCAUUGGGUUUUGCUGGUCAUGUGAGCCUUGUUGUCUUUUUAUUUAUUAAGAUGCUGAAACAUGCUAUGAAAAGUUAGUCUUAAUUCCUCCCCCCAGCAUUCUCUUCUGACUGGUUUUAGAGUAGGGGACCCUUGGAAGUCCUAUUGUGCUGGUAAUGAGUAACUCUAAUGCAAAUAGUUCUUCAAGUGAAUUCCUGCAACUUGUUUUCAGGAACCAGAGCUUAACAGAUUUUUUUGUUCAAAUCAUGCUCUUGAAUUUCCAUUGUUUAGAAUGCAGAAACUCAUUUAAAUAAGAAUUUUUGCAUAAAAGCUGGAGAGAAGCCCCAGCUAUAGAAGAAGCAGACAUUUUUGUGUAAUUUAAAGGUGUAAGAAACACCUGUGAGCAAAGUGAUUUAGGAAACUGCCCUGAUGUUAAACACAGGGAACAGCAGUUUCAAACACCCUGGUGAGGAGUAUUUGAUGAGGUCUGUGGCUUUUCAGUUUCUGAGUUUUAUUUGGGGGCUUUAAAAUGUUUUCCUAGUAUUUCAGGGAUUGAAUGAUUUUUUGUAGAUCUUUUUACUACAAACUUAAUAUCUCCAUGGUCUGGAAAUGAUGGAGUUUCAUCAGCAUCAGGUGUGCUAUAGCAGUCUUGAAAGGGAGAAACUGGGCUUGUAAGAGCUGGUGUGAGUUGGCCAUUCAAAAGAAAGGGUUAUCGUUGGCUGCCGAGAGAAAAAAGUAAAUACCUUCCCGUGAUUUCUCCUUUGUGCUGAUUUUUAGCACUGGGCAAAUAUUUGGCAUCCCUGAAUUUCAGUAUUCGGGUCUGUUCGCAAGCGCUGCUGUGACCACCUCUCUCUCCCGUGAGGUCACAGCCCUGGGGAGAACUGCAGGCGCACGCUUCCUAAUGAAUUUAGUCCCUGUUUUGGACUUCCCUGGAAAUUUUGCCACUUUAUUAUUUCAACAACAGCAAAACUGGGUGCUUGCUUAGAGGAAAAUUGACACACGCUCUCCAUCCUUACUUGAACGCUUUGACCUGAUCCUCCAAAUUACCUUUGUGAUCGAUGCAGCGGCGGCUUUGUACUCUGCUGCUGUUGCUAAGAAGAUCACAUGAAGGGCUUCAUCUGCAUUGAACUUCAAGUUCAGAGGCAGUCCCACUGAAACCAAUAAGGCUGUGCACGUACAUGAAAAUCAAUGUGUGUGCAUAGGUCAGUGUUGGAUCAAGGGCAGAGUGAUUUUAUUACAGACAAGAUGUACCUGAAGAUGAAUCUGCAGCAGUGUAAAAGCUGCCUUGAAAUGAUCGCUGAAAUGGACUGCCAACUUCUUUGUUCAAUAAACAAAAAUAUGUACUGAAGCAUUGGGGGUGUAUGGAGAAAGAAGGAUGUGACUUAAAAAAUACAGUAGCUUUAGGGAAAAGAAGGCCGGUGAUUAGGCAGAUUCGCUUUUGUGUAUCGUAUUGCUGGACAUUUAUUAGAGGGGUUUUUGAGGGGUAGCACACCUGCAUAUGCUGGUCCAGACCGUGCCUCUCCCACAUCGGCCUCAGCUGCGUGCUCUGUGUUUGCUUUUGGGGUGGUGUGUGCUGUCGUGUCUGUGCAUGUGGAUGUGCGGCACGGGCUGCCAGUGAGAGACCUGCCUUUCACUCCUCUGUGCCUGUGCCAAGUGUUCAUAGAGGCAUUUUAAGCAACUUUCUGCCCAUAAACGUAAGGACGAGUUGACCCAAGCUUCAUCACUGGGGAAACAUGUCUGGAGUCAGUACCUGCAGGCAGGGAAGGGCUGUGGCCAGAUAGAUGUCCCUUUUCCCCAUCGUCUGAGGCCAAGUGCCUGGGUCACUGGGAGAAGCUGGGGGGAGGUUUGCCUCUCUCAUCGUGCAGCAUUUGUGCGUUCAUUUUUCUUUUCCAUUUCUGUGUCCUGCUCGCUGGCUGCAGCGGCACGAAGGUGUACUUACCAGAGCCGACUGGGCAGACAUCUUCCUGCCGUGAACCCAGACAGAGCCUGGAGCUUCACACCCACCCUUUUCCUAAGGAGAAGCACAAUUAAACUUUUCCGAGCAAUAAAAAUCCUUACCCUGCUUUCUUCCAGGGCAGCCAGCGUGGCAAUAUGCAUUGUAGCCUGCUAAGACAAGAUAAGAGACAGGAAGAAACUGUCCCCACGUGAAAAUACGUGGCAUAGAGCCCCCAGAGGCACUGAUCCUUGUCCCCGCGCAGCAGGUCUGCGGUGCACGGCCAGACAGGGACCCGGGUGCACACACCCAGGCUGUGGCUUUCUGUAUCUGGAAAGCAAAUUAGAGCCUGGUUAAUGAUACUGAAUGGUACUAAUUAUUUUAUGUUUCCUUCAAAGCUCAACUCCAGGAGAGAGUAUUUUAGGAUUUGUGCUGGUGUAACUAACCUUAGCCAUCUGUGAACACAGCCCUCUUUUCUUCUGCGCUGUUAAAUAUUUAUAAAGAAUGAAGGCCAGCAGCGGGAGCGAAGCCGCUGGCCUGUUGUGAUUUCAGUGAUUAAAGACAGUGUUGUAAAGCAA